Messenger RNA from Cynoglossus semilaevis (tongue sole), 1567 nucleotides. Its product is annotated as rab GDP dissociation inhibitor beta. Gene Ontology annotation, molecular function: Rab GDP-dissociation inhibitor activity. Gene Ontology annotation, cellular component: cytoplasm. Lineage: Eukaryota; Metazoa; Chordata; Actinopteri; Pleuronectiformes; Cynoglossidae. The record is from RefSeq and is a predicted model, not a curated record. The transcript has 13 exons. Gene Ontology annotation, biological process: small GTPase-mediated signal transduction; vesicle-mediated transport; protein transport.
CUCCUGCGUAGGAAAAUCUCACACGCACGUCUCCGACCUGGACUGAUGUAAGGUCCCAAGGAGACGACCUGAGAGAGACCUUCGUCCAGAGAGGACGCCGUCUGCAGUGCUCGGCCCUGAGGAGAUGAGCGUUACAACACAGCAGUACAGAACAUCACUGAAGCUGUUAUGAUGCAGGAAUAUGACGUUAUAGUGCUGGGGACUGGACUUAAGGAAUGCAUCCUGUCUGGUUUAAUGUCUCUCAGUGGGAAAAAGGUUCUGCACAUCGAUAAAAAUCCCUACUAUGGAGGAGAGAGCGCGUGCAUUUCUCCCCUGGAGGAGCUGUACAAGAAGUUUAGAUUUAAAAAAAACAAACCUGAAGUGUGUCUGGGCCGCUGCUCGCUGUUCUAGCAGUUUCACAGUGAAUGACUUCCUCUUGUCUCAGGUCAAGUGGUGAAGAUCUUGUUGCACACGGAGGUCACUCGUUACCUGGACUUUAAAGUCAUUGAAGGCAGUUUUGUCUACAAGGCAGGGAAAAUGCACAAAGUCCCUGCAGCCGAGGAAGAAGUCCAAGCUACAGACCUGAUGGGUAUGUUUGACAAGAGAAGGUUCAGGAAGCUGCUGGUCUUCGCCCAGAAUUUUGACGAGAGAAACCCCCGCACCUACCAGGAUGUGGAUCCAAUCAAAACGACCGCCCGGGACCUGUUCUGUCGCUUUGACCUGGGGUUAGACGUCAUGGAGUUGAUCGGUCACUCUAUCGCUCUACACGGCAGCGACAGUUACCUGGACCAACCCUGUGUGGAAACCAUCAGACGGGUCAGGUUGUACUCGGAGUCUUUGUCCAGACACAACUCCAGUCCAUACCUGUAUCCAGUGUACGGGCUGGGAGAACUUCCACAGGGAUUUGCCAGACUGAGUGCGGAGUAUGGAGGGACCUUCAGGUUAAACAGAAGCGUGGAGGACAUAGUGAUGGACAACGGAAAAGUGAAGGCUGUAAAAUCUGAUGGAAAGCUGUUCCGCUGUAAACAGCUGAUCUGUGAUCCCAGCUACGUUCCCACUCGAGUCAGGAACAUGGGCCGAGUCGUCAGGGUCAUCUGUUUGUUAAAUCACCCGGUUAAGAACACCCAGGAGGCACACUCCUGUCAGAUCAUCAUCCCACAAGCUCAACUCAACAGGAAGUCAGACAUCUACAUAUCUGUGGUGUCCUAUCAUCAUAAUGUGGCCUCUGAUGGGAUGUACGUCGCCACGGUGAGCACCAGGGCAGAAACCAGAGACCCAGAGAAGGAGGUGCAGCCUGGGCUGGACCUCCUAGAACCCAUCAUGCAAAAAUUUGUGUCCGUUAGCAACCUGCUGGUUCCCAAUGACGAUGGAAAAAAGAGUCAGGUGUUUGUGUCGCGCUCGUAUGACGAAACGAACCACUUUGAACAAGAAUGCGAGGACGUCAUGGACCUGUACCGUCGGGUCACCGGCUCCGAGCUGUGCUUCAGAGGCUCAAAGAGACACCAGUCACACAACUCUGAUGAAGACUGACGACAGGCGUCCAUAUCAUCAUGUAGCAUGUAGCAUGUAGCCUCAUGUAGAACCUGGU